Messenger RNA from Diospyros lotus (date-plum), 1097 nucleotides. RefSeq names its product DNA repair protein XRCC4. The transcript is spliced from 5 exons. Gene Ontology annotation, cellular component: DNA-dependent protein kinase-DNA ligase 4 complex; DNA ligase IV complex; nucleus. Gene Ontology annotation, molecular function: DNA binding. NCBI's taxonomy places the organism in Eukaryota, Viridiplantae, Streptophyta, Magnoliopsida, Ericales, Ebenaceae. The coding region runs from base 16 to 837 and encodes 273 amino acids. The record is from RefSeq and is a predicted model, not a curated record. Gene Ontology annotation, biological process: DNA recombination; positive regulation of ligase activity; response to X-ray.
UGUUAUAAUAACGAAAUGAGUUUUAACAAUCAACAAACAGACACAAGUUCGAUGGAAGGGAGCUCCAGCCGGCACACAUGCCUGAAGCUUGAGGUCUCAAGCCAGUCGGAGCCGGACGGGACAGAACCCAUCUUCGUGAAGGGCACGUGGUUUGCGUCCCGUUUCGAACUUGCCAUCACUGACGGUCUCGGCGCCUGGAUUCUCAACGCAACUGAAGACGAGGUCCGAGAGAGAGCGUCUCAGUGGGACCAGCCCGUCGACGAGUACAUUGACUUGGCCGAGCGCUACCUAGGGUUUCAGCAGCGCGGCUCUGUUUACGCCUUCGCCGACGCCGGAAAUGGCCAUAGAAGAUUGUCAUGGACGUUUGAGAAGGAAGGGACUAAGUUAGAAUGGCGGUGGAAAUGUAAGCCAUCGCCUAAUAGUAAGAAAACCACAGCAGGAGUCCUGGACUUUCUUAUGGAUGCAAACAUACGACUAAGUGAUGAAGUUGUCAUGAAAACCCAAUCCUUUGAGCAACUAAAAGUAGAAGCUGAGAAGUGCUUGGCACAAAGUGAGAGAUUCAGCAAUGAGAAGAGAGAAUUUGAAGAAGCAAUCUAUGCAAAGUUUCUUGGGAUCUUGAAUUUGAAGAAAGCAAAACUUAGACAGCUUCGAGACCAGCUGUUGAAACAGGAAAAAUCUGGGAAAUUGCCUCAAGCAGAGGAAUCUACAGACAAAACCGAGACUUAUGGCAGCAACACUGACGAGGAAAAGAGCCAAGAGUCCUCAGAGAAUUGUCAUGGCAGUUCCAAGGAUGCAGCUGCAAGUAAACCUCGCGGGAGGAAAAGGAAACAGACUUGAAGACCAUAUGAGGAGUUCCUGUUACUCAGAUGGGACUUGGGAUGCAUCAUGUCUCUAUGAUCUUGUUUUGCAUUCACCAGUGGCCAUGAUCUUGUUUUGUAGUUUAACUGGUCUUGUAAGCUCUGAUGUUUGAUUGUCUCUUCUGUCUCUAUAUAUUCUUGGUCUGUAAAGAAGAAUGUGUAACAGGACAGUUUCACUUAGAAGCGUUACAGCUAACAGGACACAGUUUCUCAUUAGCCAAACAAGAUAACAUAGUAAUU